CUGCCAACUCGAUCUGUCAAAGUCAAAAACAAUCUUCCUAUUUUCUAUAUUUUUUGUUUAGGAAAUCCACACACAUAUAACCAAAAUAUGGUUAUCAAAGUUUAUAUAAGCGGUAUAUCCGGCAAUAAGGAAGUGAGUUCAGUUUUUUAUUCAUUUAUAGACUGUUUUGUCAUGCAUCAUAAUCCACCUGUUACGUUGUCUAGGUGAAAAAACGCCAGCAGCGGGUUAUAAUGAUUCUGGACUCCAAGAACAUCAAAUACGAGAUAAUUGACAUAGCGGAGCCUGGAGCUGAAGAAGCUAAAGACUUUAUGCAAAACAACUCUACUGCUCUAGGUGCAACUAUCGGAGAUCCAAAUCCUAGGCAUCCCUUGCCACCACAAAUAUUCAAUGAUGAAGCAUACUGUGGAGACUAUGACAUGUUUGAUAUGGCGAACGAAGUGGAUGAAAUGGAAAAAUUUCUGAAACUCGAACCUAGCGACGCGCCCAUUGCACACGAGCCAAUGAAAAACGGUGAUGUCAAAUCUGAGGAAAAUGGGAAGGUGACUAAUGAACAAAAUGGAGAUACAGCGGAUGUGCAAGAUGAAGGCGAAACGAACAACAUCGAAAACGAGGGCCCAGUAGGUAACAAAGCGGACGAGAAUGGUGAUCAAACUGAACAAACCGAAAACGAGACUUCCCCAGAAAAGGCUGACGACGAAUAAAUAUAUUUUUUGAUACUAUCAACAUAUUUAUGUUAUCGUACUUCUAGGAAAAACGUACUGUACAUCAUCCCGGCUUUGAAUCAGGCAUGGUUAUGAAUUAUAGAACUGGUUUCGUGUUAGUUUAUAACCGUGCACAAUUUUAGACAUACAUCCAUAUGUUUAUCUUGAUAAAACACCAAACUAUUUUGAAACAGAUGUUUAUUGGUGUAUGUAUUUGACUUUUUUGCCUAAUAGACAUUAUGAUUUUCAAUCUUAUUAUUAAGAUACAAAUGCUAUAUUUAUUCAUAUAUCAAAUAUCCACGUUAUUUGCUCAGUAGCAGUAUCAUGAUAUACACAUAUUUUUAGCUUGAAGUAUUAAGUUUUGAUUUCGAUAUUUAUUGGGUGGUAUCUAUUGGCUUGCUUGAAAAUGAAAUUAUAUUUAAUAAUCCAUUAUUUCGCAUAUUGUAAAUAUUUUUAUCAUAUUAAUUAUAAUUUUCUUUUGAAUCUUAAGUGUUUUAUUUCUAUACAUAUUGUCAUGGUACGUACAGUAUAUAAAAUUGAAAGGGUAACAACUUACUUUUCUGGUAAUUCAUAUUGAAUACAGGAUGUUAAAACUAUUACACAAAUCUGCACCAUCGAAGUGACUAUAAAUGGCAACACUGGAUAGGUACUGCCUGCUUAGCUACCAAAACACACACCACUGGAUGAACACUUGCUAUGAUACUUAAAUUGUAUGCAAUUAAUGGUAACGUAUUGUAGAUUAUUAUUGCAUAUAAUUAUAUUUUAGUAAUAAUAUUGUUUAUUUAAAAAAAUAUACUAUAUGGCAUAUAAAAUGCAACACCCACAAUUAUAUAUUGAAUUUUGAUGAAAACGUGUAAACAUAUUUGCUGUCAUGGAAGUAUACGCUGAUAAAAUGUUGAAGGCAUUCCAAGCCGUACUCAUUUGUAAAGGCUUUUCCGUCAUAUCAGGAUGCCAAGAAUAUGAACAUGUUUACUUAAUAUUCAGUUAUUUUUCUGUGUUGCUUCCUUUUGGUUCAUUGCAUUAUCAUGCCUUGGGGUUGGCAGACUGCUGAUUUCGCUCAACUUUCCGAGUUUGAGAUGGGUCGGAUAUCGGGUUACGUGAAGCCGGAUUUUCUUUUAGAGAAAUCGCUAAUCGGGUGAAUCGAAACGAAGCAACCGUAAUGAGAUGUCAUCGAACGUGGUUCCAAGAAGGCCAAAAUCGAUGAGUUAGAGGUACUGGAUGUCAAAGACAGAGUACAGAAUCGUUAUUUGAGGCAACUAGCAUUUAGAGAUCGAUUUUCCACAAGGUCAGUUGCGAUCCAGAGGUUUGAUGCUGUCGGAAAGGCAAUAACAAUGAGGACAGUUUUUCGUCAAAUAAGGUCUUUUGGACUGUUUUCAUCUUGUGUUACCUCUGACCCCACAGCAUCGUCGGCAACGAUUGGUAUGGAGUAGGGAGAGACAUGAAUGGAAUAUCGAAUGGAACUCAGUCGUGUGCAGCGAUUAGUCCAGAUUCUAUUGCGGCACACAUGAUGGCCAGUAUUCAAUCAAACGGCAUAUUCAUCGCACCGUGGGUGUUACGGUAUGUGGUGUCCUUGCUUACGGCAGCAGGUCACGAUUAGUGUUCAUUCGAGAUAGCAUGACUGCCUAGCGCUAUAUCCACGAAGCUUUACAAGCACAUCUGCUUCCCUAUUUUUAAACUUUGCAAGAUCCACUUUUUCAGCAGGACAAUGCAUGACCUAAUGUCGCACGCGUUAGUUUAGACGUCCGGAGUAAAUCUGCUUCAGUGCCUCCUCGGUUUCCAGACCUUUCCCCCAUCGAACAUGUAUCGGACAUGAUGGAAAGAAGGUUGCAAAAUUCACCGCACCCUCCACAAGCAUUGGAUGCUCUACGAAACCAAAUUCAAAUCCAAUCAAUGCCGCGACGACUUAACGAAUGUGUAGCGAUCAAAGGUGCAUCAAAUACAUUAUUAACAUUAAGGUGGAAUAUCUCAGCUAUUAGUAUCGAGUUAAAAUUUUAGCCACUUUCUAUUUAUCAGUAGACCUAAAACCUGUAAAAGUAUGCUCGAAAUUACAGCACUCCUAGUCGGUGUUGCAUUGUCUAUGUCAUUCAGUAUAUAUACGUAUAGUACACAUAUCCUAUUUUCAAAUAUAUCCAAUGCCUUUUCAUGUGUAAGCACAUCUAUGUAUUUACCACGAAUAAAUUAUUAUUAUUAUUAUAGACCAAUAUUUAUAUAUUUGUUUUAAUAAUCAUUGAUAGUGAAAAAACCCUUUGGGUUAUGUCCGUAUGAAUAAGAGAUUAAAUAAAUAUAAUAAAUUCAUAAUUUAAAUUGAAAA
This is a messenger RNA of Acanthoscelides obtectus, 3012 nucleotides long. NCBI's taxonomy places the organism in Eukaryota, Metazoa, Arthropoda, Insecta, Coleoptera, Chrysomelidae. The record is from the annotation of a GenBank genome assembly.